Messenger RNA from Telopea speciosissima, 1761 nucleotides. RefSeq lists its product as uncharacterized. NCBI's taxonomy places the organism in Eukaryota, Viridiplantae, Streptophyta, Magnoliopsida, Proteales, Proteaceae. The record is from RefSeq and is a predicted model, not a curated record. The coding region runs from base 1 to 1761 and encodes 586 amino acids. The transcript is spliced from 6 exons.
AUGAAAGGGAGAAAGGUUUACGUGGAACAACAGACAGGGAGGCAGUUCUCGGGUUUGCUGUCUUCGGAAGCCACUUUUCUUCCACCAGGGUUAUCGGAUCACUCCCCAGCUGUGGUUUCGAUACUGGAAAGUGUUAACUUUGGUCCAAAACCAUUCCGGUUUUUUGAGGCCUGGAUUGGUUUGCUGCCCCGUCUCAAGAACUUGGAAGCUGCUCUAAAGAAGUGGAAUAAGGACAGUAUUGGGGAUGUUUUCCUUGUAGUCAAGAAUGCUGAUUUGAAACUAAACCAAAUUCAGAUUAACCUUGCUACCCACCCUGAUGACUCGGACCUUGUUAUCCUAGAGUUAGAAGCUAAAAAGAAACUUUGGGAAGCUCUUAGCACUGAAGAGAAGUCCCUCAAGGAAAAGUCGAGGGUGAAAAGCAUUCAGUUAGGGGAUGGAAACAACAGCGAUAGUGGUUUUUCCCGAUUCGUCCCCUUGCAAUAUGGGCUGGAUUAUGUGCAGCAAGAUUCCCUUAUUGGGAAGGUUUCUAAUAAGGAAAUUAGAGAGGUGGUGUUCUCUAUGAAGAAUUCUAAAGCCCCGGGGCCAGAUGGGUUUGGAGCGGGUUUCUUUAAGCAUUCUUGGGAGGUUGUUGGGGAGGAGCUCACGUUGGCAGUUAAGUGGUUCUUUUCGAAGUCAAUUCUACCUGACUCUAUCAAUGCUACAUUUAUCAGUCUCAUCCCAAAGACCGAAGAUGUUACCUCUUUUGCUGGGUACAGACCAAUAGCCCUUUGUAAUCUAUUCUAUAAAAUCAUUACAAAAAUUUUAUCGAAUAGGCUGCAAGGGGUGGUUGGGAAAGUGGUGAGUGACAACCAGUCUGCUUUUAUUAAAGGGUGCUCCAUUGUGGAUAAUAUCCUUGUGUGUAAUGAUGUGGUGAGGGGCAUUGAUCAAAAAGGGAUAGGUCCGACGGCAGUCCUAAAGAUUGAUUUGCAUAAAGCCUAUGAUUCCCUAAGCCAGAAGUAUCUCUUUCAGAUUAUGGAUAGAAUGGGGUUCCCCUCUAAAUUCAUGGGCUGGGUGAAGGCUUGUGUUGACACUCCUUGCUUCUCGAUUCUCCUGAAUGGAAGCCCAACAGGUUAUUUUAAAGGUAGGAGGGGGAUAAGGCAAGGAGAUCCUCUCUCCCCUUACCUAUUCACCAUUGCUAUGGAAGGCUUCUCUGCUUUGAUGAGGAACCUGGAAGUUGAAGGUCGAAUCAGUCUCCUCCCUAGAUGCAAGAGUUCCCACCUCUCACAUCUCAUUUUCGCAGAUGAUUUGAAGAUAUUUGUGAAGGCUGCCUCGGAUUCUAUUUUGGCCUAUUGCUCCGCUAUUCUUGACUUGGUGAGGCGGCGCCUUGAUGGUUGGAAAGCUCGGUUUCUAUCCUUUGCUGGUCGUUUGCAGCUCCUUAGUUCGGUCCUCCAAGGCUGCUACAUUUAUUGGUCGGGUAUCUUUGCCCUUUCGAGUGGAGUAAAACAGAAGUUGGAGUCCAUGUUCGCGAACUUUCUUUGGACCGGGCCUUCUUUGGAGCGUAAGGUCUUGAAGGGUCAUAUUAUUUCCCUUUGUGAGCAGUUACAUCGCAAAGAAAUUAGGCAUGUUUGGAGGGAAAUGAACCAGCCAGCGGACUUCACAGCAGCCAUUGAUACUGGGGAUGGGGAAUCUAUCUUUAAUCCCUCGGAGUUUCCCCUAGAGUUGGUGGAGCUGAUCCAGAAUGAUGCGGACUGUAAAGCUUAUUUCAGGACCUCUUCAUUUUGA